CAUAAGCUUAAGAAUAUCUAUCUCAAGACUCUUGUAAUAAUGGUUCAUUUGAAAGAGAGUGUUGGUUUCUUCUUUAACAACAGAUGGCUUGUUUUUGUAGCUGCAAUGUGGAUUCAGACAUGUGCUGGCAUUGGAUAUUUAUUUGGCAGCAUUUCUCCAACGAUUAAGAAGUCUUUGAAUUAUAAUCAGAGGCAAAUUGCGAGGUUGGGUGUGGCUAAAGAUUUGGGUGAUAGUGUUGGAUUCUUGGCAGGAACUUUGUGUGAAAUCUUGCCUUUGUGGGCUGCACUUCUUGUGGGUGCUAUUCAAAACUUCGUUGGCUAUGGUUGGGUUUGGCUCAUUGUCACUUCUCGAGCUCCUUCUUUGCCAUUAUGGGCUAUGUGUAUUCUUAUAUUUAUUGGAACAAAUGGCGAGACCUACUUCAACACAGCAGCUCUGGUGUCAUGUGUGCAAAAUUUCCCUAAAAGUCGCGGCCCUGUGGUGGGGAUACUUAAGGGAUUUGCAGGUUUGGGUGGUGCAAUUUUGACACAGAUAUAUGCAGUGAUCCAUUCUCCAAAUCAUGCUUCACUUAUAUUUAUGAUAGCUGUUGGACCAGCAAUGGUAAUUAUCGCGCUCAUGUUUAUAAUCAGGCCUGUUGGAGGCCACAAACAAGUCAGGCCUUCGGAUGGUUUAAGUUUUUCGUUUAUUUACAGCAUAUGCCUCCUCUUGGCUUCUUAUUUGAUGGGAGUUAUGCUUGUUGAAGACCUCAUUGAUUUGAGCCACACUGUCAUUACAAUCUUCACGGCUAUAUUGUUUAUCCUCUUGGCAAUUCCUAUCGUGAUCCCUAUCUGCUCGAGUUUUUUUCAAGAUCCAAGAGAACCUGUAGAAGAGGGACUUCUAUCUGAGUCAAAGAAACAAGAAACUGGCAAAUCUGAGCAUGGUGAUGGUCAUGAAAUUAUAUUUAGUGAAGUGGAAGACGAGAAGCCUAAGGAAGUGGACGCGCUUCCAGCUUCAGAAAGGCAAAAAAGAAUCGCGCAACUACAAGCAAAACUAGCUCAAGCAGCUGCAAAAGGAGCAGUGAGGAUCAAAAGAAGAAGGGGACCUCAUAGGGGAGAGGACUUCACCUUAAUGCAGGCUUUAAUAAAGGCAGAUUUUUGGCUUAUGUUUUUCUCACUACUUUUUGGUUCGGGAUCUGGUUUGACUGUGAUCGAUAACUUGGGUCAGAUAAGCCAAUCUUUAGGAUAUGAUAACACACAUGUAUUUGUUUCCAUGAUCAGCAUAUGGAAUUUCCUCGGCCGGAUUGGAGGUGGAUACUUUUCUGAAAUUAUAGUCAGGGGUUAUGCCUAUCCGAGACAUGCAGCAAUGGCUGUUGCUCAAGCCAUAAUGGCCAUUGGACAUUUCUUCUUUGCUAUGGGUUGGCCUGGAGCUAUGCACAUUGGUACUCUUUUAGUUGGACUAGGUUAUGGGGCUCAUUGGGCGAUCGUGCCAGCUGCAGCUUCUGAAUUGUUUGGCUUGAGAAAUUUUGGGGCUUUAUACAAUUUCCUCACUCUUGCAAAUCCUGCUGGUUCAAUGGUAUUCUCUGGUGUUAUUGCUAGUAGUAUAUAUGAUAUGGAAGCUGCAAAGCAGGCCAAUGAGUAUCGUGGCACUGAAUCAAAUUUGGCAUCAGUUUUGUCUAGCUUUCUUUCUGUAGAUGAACCUCUGAAGUGUGAAGGUGCUAUAUGUUUCUUCCUUACUUCCAUGAUAAUGUCUGGACUCUGCAUUAUUGCAGUUGUCCUAAGCAUGAUUCUGGUACAUCGAACAAAGAUUGUAUAUGCUCAUCUGUAUGGAAAAUCUCGUGGAUAAUUCAUCCAUCACAUGAAACAGGGGUAGAAAUUUGAUUUUUCCAGAAGACACUAUCAAUGAGCUUAUGCUUCCGAGACCAUAGGGAGGUGACACUGCAAGCCAUCACUAUUAGCACAACUCCAGGCUGAGAUCAAGCAGUAAAGAACAGGGGGAGAUACCUUUGCUGUUUAGACCAAGGGUCUCAUUCUCUUAGCUUAUAGCCUACAACCUGAUCUUAAAGCAUAUUUUUGUGUUCCAGUCCCUUGUAUUGACCACCUUACUGUAUUUAAUCAUACUGGCUUGCUGAAAUAAUGAGUUCUAGAAAAACUCAAAGUCUCCUGUUAUCCACAUUAAGGGCAGCCCGGUGCACUAUGCACUAAGCUCCCGCUAUGCGCGAGGUUCGGGGAAGGGCCGGACCACAAGGGUCUA
Messenger RNA from Nicotiana tabacum (common tobacco), 2226 nucleotides. Its product is annotated as protein NUCLEAR FUSION DEFECTIVE 4. The record is from RefSeq and is a predicted model, not a curated record. NCBI's taxonomy places the organism in Eukaryota, Viridiplantae, Streptophyta, Magnoliopsida, Solanales, Solanaceae. Gene Ontology annotation, cellular component: membrane.